CCUGCUCUGGACACCCGCGUCCCCAUUGGCGAGCCGGGGCUGGGCGCUGGCGCUCGGGCAGGUGCCGAGGCGCAGAGGUAAGCGAGGCCCGCGCCGGGUGCCUCGGGGCCGCGGCCCGCCCGGCUUUGUUCUCGGGCCCACCCGGGCCUGGACCCCCGGCGCGGGCUGAGCCGGGGCCCUCGGGGGCGCUCGCGGGGCAGCGACCUCCCGGGCUUGGCGCCGAGCGGCCGCAGGGCGGCGGGAGGCCCGGCCGCUCCGGGAUGGCGCGCGGGGCCGAGCCCCCCGACGGGGGCUGGGGCUGGAUGGUGGUGCUCGCGGCGUUCCUCCAGUCGGCGCUGGUGUUCGGGGUGCUCCGCUCCUUCGGCGUCUUCUUCGUGGAGUUCGUGGCGGCGUUCGGGGAGCAGGCGGCCGGCGUGUCCUGGAUCGCCUCCAUCGGCAUCGCGGUGCAGCAGUUCGGGAGCCCCGUAGGCAGUGCCCUGAGCACGAAGUGGGGGCCCAGGCCUGUGGUGAUGACUGGGGGCGUCUUGGCCGCGCUCGGGCUGCUGCUCGCCUCGUUUGCCACCUCCUUGACCCACCUCUACCUGAGCAUCGGGCUGCUGUCAGGCUCUGGCUGGGCCCUGACCUUCACUCCGACCCUCGCCUGCCUCUCCCGCUACUUCUCUCAGCGUCGAUCUCUGGCCAUGGGGCUGGCACUGACGGGCGUAGGCCUGUCUUCUUUUGCAUUCGCGCCCCUCUUCCAGUGGCUGAUCAACAGCUAUGCCUGGAGGGGCGCCCUCCUGCUGGUGUCCGCCCUGUCCCUGCACCUGCUGGCCUGCGGGGCUCUCCUCCGCCCGCUCUCCCUGAAGGAAGACACUGCUGUGGGCGGCCCCGGGGCCCAGCUCGCCUCCCUCCUCCGCCACGGCCCCUUCCUCCGCUACACUGCUGCCCUCACACUCAUCAACACCGGCUACUUCGUCCCCUACGUCCACCUGGUGGCCCACCUGCAGGACCUGGGCUGGGCCCCGCUGCCCGCUGCCUUCCUGCUCUCGGUAGCCGCUGUUUCUGACCUCGUGGGCCGCGUGGCAUCUGGUUGGCUGGGGGACGCUGUCCCAGGGCCCGUGGCUCGACUCCUGAUGGUCUGGACCACCCUGACUGGGGUGUCACUGGCCCUGUUCCCCGUGGCUCAGGCUCCCACCAGCCUGGUGGUUCUGGCUGUGGCCUACGGCUUCACAUCAGGGGCCCUGACCCCAGUUGCCUUUUCUGUGCUUCCUGAACUGGUGGGGACUGGACGGAUUUACUGUGGCCUGGGGCUGGUGCAGAUGAUAGAGAGCAUCGGGGGGCUACUGGGAGCCCCUCUAUCAGGCUACCUCCGGGAUGUGACCGGCAGCUACACAGCUUCCUUCGUGGUGGCUGGGGCCUUCCUUCUCGCAGGGAGCAGCAUUCUGGUCACCCUGCCCCGUUUCUUCUCCUGCAUCUCCUCGUCUACCUCCAGACCCCAGGACCUCGUAAGAGAGGCCCUGGGUACCAGAGUUCCCCUGCCCAAGGAGGAGGGCCUGGGAGAGGACUGAGUGGCCCUGAGUGGCCACGGCCGGCAAGCCGGAGCCUGACAGCGCCAGGUCUCCGGCCUCCUCAGGUGUCCACAGCAGCACUGUGCCUUAGGAGCCUCCUCUGCCUCCUCCGGGGCAGGCCCAGGCUCCUUCGAUGUGUGUGCCAACCCUCAGUACUUUGUUGAGGAUUCUCACGUCACCUCCUGUUCCGGAGGCUCCAGAUCUCACUCCAGUGAGUUCUCAAUCAAAUGUGAAACUCUAAGGCCAAGAAUCUUCUCAUGUUUCUAUAUGUGAUUUCUGGUGUCGCUUGGAUACAAAACAAAUAAUGAAACUGGACUAGAAUUGUAACCUCAAGAAGAGCUGGGGUCCAGGUGCUUGGGACAGCUAAUAGGACCACGGCCGAGGAAGGAGCUGUCCAAGAGCUCUGUUAACGUCUGUGUGCUCGCCUCCCUCUUCACCACUGCUGUGAUACAGAGGAAAAGGGAGGAAAGGCGUGUGUGGACGGUGUCUCCGGCGCAGAAACGACCUGGUAGCUGACACCUAAGAGCCUUAACUUUUUAGCCUCGCCAGGGAGCCUCUGAACUUGAGACCUGGCCUCCUCCCAAGCGCUGGGCACGAAGGUGGGCACUUGUGCCCGGAUGGUAACGAGGGCAGGUCAAAAAGCAGGAAGCAUGAGGCGGGGCUGCCAAGAAAGCUCGGCAGUUAGGAGCACUCCCGCUCUGUCAGAGCGCCCACACGAGGGGGCGGGCUCGCGGCCACCUACGGUGCAGAUCCGGGGUCCACACUCAGGUCUCUCACACACUAAACAGAAAUCCCGAGAGCGCCCAGCACUUAUGCUGCAUGCUGCUCUUCCCCGUGACCGGCCCGGCUCCUGACAUCCACACCAGGCAGCUCAGAACGCCCGAAAGGCCCGCUCCAGGAGAUCUGGCCUUCACAAACACACAAAUAAAGCUAAUUUA
Psammomys obesus (fat sand rat) is the source of this 2485-nucleotide messenger RNA. RefSeq names its product solute carrier family 16 member 13 (gene Slc16a13). The record is from RefSeq and is a predicted model, not a curated record. Lineage: Eukaryota; Metazoa; Chordata; Mammalia; Rodentia; Muridae. The transcript has 4 exons. Gene Ontology annotation, biological process: monocarboxylic acid transport; transmembrane transport. Gene Ontology annotation, molecular function: monocarboxylic acid transmembrane transporter activity. The coding region runs from base 261 to 1547 and encodes 428 amino acids.